Messenger RNA from Triticum dicoccoides, 1604 nucleotides. RefSeq names its product BTB/POZ and MATH domain-containing protein 1-like. NCBI's taxonomy places the organism in Eukaryota, Viridiplantae, Streptophyta, Magnoliopsida, Poales, Poaceae. Gene Ontology annotation, molecular function: protein binding. The transcript is spliced from 2 exons. Gene Ontology annotation, biological process: protein ubiquitination. The record is from RefSeq and is a predicted model, not a curated record. The coding region runs from base 140 to 1240 and encodes 366 amino acids.
AACAGUUCUGUGCUUCUUCUCAAGAAAAGAAAAAAAGAAUAGUUCUGUGCUCAAGGGUUUCGCCGCGAGUGGCGGCGGCCACGAGCACAGGCGACGAGGAGCGGCGGGGAAGAGGAGGCGGACACACGGCGUACGGCGGAUGUUCCGGUGCCUCAGGGGCGUCCGGCAGCGCCUCAGCACCGAUCGCCACCACCACCAGCAGGACAACCGCUGCCAUCUCCGACAGCAAGCCAUGAACAAACCCGCGGAGAACAUCAGCGUGGGCUCUUGUGUCUUCCAAUUCAAAGUAGACUAUGAGCGAAGCAAGCAGAUUCCCGUUGGCACGGCCUUCUAUUCCGACAUCGUCUCCGCCGGGGGACACCUGUGGAGGGUUAAGUUCUUCCCGCGUGGGGAGUUAGAGGCCGACCAGGAGUAUGUUUCCAUCUUCCUCGAGCACAUGAGCAAGUCUAGAAGUGUGGAGGUCAUGUUUGAGGUCUUUAUGAUGGGUAGGGACAGCAAGCCAUGUAUGGCACACAGACGAAGGUUCGUUCGAACCUUGGAAAUCAUGGAAGAUAAAGACAGCAGCGACUGCUGGGGAUGGGGUCAGUUCAUCGAGGGAACUAUAUUGGAGGAAGAUUACUUAACAGAGGGGCAUGUCACAUUUGUAUUUUCCAUCAUGAUCAUCGAUGACAACUGUGUUCUUGUCCCUCCUUCAAACAUCGGGACCCAUCUUGGGCGCGUGCUAGAUCACGCUGAUGGGACAGAUGUGUCGUUCAUUGUUGACAAUGAGACAUUCCAUGCUCACCGAGCAGUGCUUGCUGCCCGCUCCCCGGUCUUCAGAGCAGAGCUCUUCGGCCCCAUGUCUGAGGCUACAAUGCCAUCCAUCACGCUGCACGACAUCACACCUGCAACAUUCAAAAUUAUGCUCCGGUUCAUAUACACAGAUGAACUGCCCCUAGAAGACGAGCUUGAGGACUCUUCCACCGAGAUGUUCCAGAACCUGCUUGCUGCGGCCGAUCUGUAUGCACUGGACAGACUGAAGAUUAUUUGCGCCCAGAAGUUGUGGGAUAAAGUGUCGGUAGAUACAGUUGCAACUAUCUUAGCUUGGGCUGAAACCUACAACUGCCAGGAGUUGAAGAACAGGUGCAUUGACUUCUUUGUGGUGGAGGAAAAUUUCAAGAAGGCCAUAUUCACUGAUGGUUAUGCGUUGCUGGUUCUGAAAUUCCCAGAGAUCAUUGCUGACAUAAAAAAGAGGGUUUAGGAGAUGAACAGUGAGAUAUAUCUCCAUGUAUAUAGUUCAGGUGUUCCAGCGACAGUACUAGAUGUGUUUUGGAACGUGGUGAGUGGUACUCCUUCCGUUCGGAAUUACUUGUCGCGAAAAUGAAUGUAUCUAGACGUAUUUUAAUUCUAGAUACAUCCAUUUUCAAGACAAGUAAUUCCGAACGGAGGGAGUAUGUGGCAACUUCUCAAGCGUACUGGGGCGUACUAAAUUUGUUUCAUGAGCUGGGAGCCUGAUAUUACUGAUCUUCUUAUUAGCAGUAUUGAGCAUAGUUGCUACUGAGUACUAAUGGCGGAGUGGUGGAUGUUCAUCAGAUAUCGGAUACUCGUGCUGAAUGAGCAGCUUG